CUGAAACGAUUAUACCGAAUACUCGAUGAUCGAUCGAUAAUGAACAAAAGAACGAUUAAUCGUUUGGCAAACGAUUACCGAUUAUUUUUUGCGCGUUCUCAACAUUUUUCAAGAUUUUGUUGUAAAAAAUCAAGAAAAUUGAAGGCACUUUUCGUGCAUCCGAUACUCGCGCGCGGAGCUCUUCGCGGGACCAGGGAGCACUGCAUGUACAUGUGUACGGUUGCCCUGCACUCGUCGUAGUCCUCAACGCGGUGCCAGGGAGCCCUGCACGUAGACCUAUGUGCAGUAGGGUGGCCUUGUGCUGGCAGCAGCUCUACCCGGUAGAUCUACCAGUGCUAGGGAGCCCUCGAGGGCCUCCGCGUUGUACCCGUACACUGCAUGCAUGCUUGCGACAAAUUUUAUCGAGUGCAGUGGUUUCGUAGUUUCAUCUUGGAAAGACUUCGGAAAGACUUCGGAAUGGCGUCCAGAACGAAGCGUUCUCCGAUUUGGGAGUUCUUCAACGAUCCAGUAGAUAAAAAAGUUGAGUGUAAGCAAUGCGAGAAGAAGCUUGUCUACACUGGUGGAACGACAGCCAUGCGCGAGCAUAUGAAGCGCGCUCACCCGCUCCUUUUCGGUAGAUGUGACGGUGAGAAGUCGUCGGCAAAGCAGUCAUCGAUGCUGCAGCACGUUGCUGUGAAGCCCGCGGCAAAGCAAAUGUCUGCGUCGACUGCCAAAGAAAUCACCGGCAGUCUGACUGACUGGCUUGUUCGUGAUCUACGGCCGUUGUCGAUCGUCGACGAUGUCGGGUUCCGUGACCUGAUGGGACGGGUAUCGCCCGGUUACGUGAUUCCGUCGAGGACUCACGUCUCCAAGCUGAUCGGGCAGCGCCACACCACUGGUCUCUCUGCCCUUACGAGUCGAUUGAAGUCCGUCUCUGGCUGCUGUCUAACGACGGACGCCUGGACAUCGAAGGCUACGCAGUCGUACAACACUGUAACUGUGCACUUCGUGACCGAAACUUGGGAAUUGGAGAGCGCUGUUGUCGAGACUGCUCUCUUUCCAGGCUCCCACACCGGCGUGAGGAUCGCGGAAAAGGUAUCGGAUGCAACGAAGAGAGUGGGACUCAAGCCUGCUCAGGUAAUUGCAGUGGUGCACGACGAAGCGAGAAAUGCGGAGCUUGCUGGUCGACACCUACUCCAAGAUCAUGGCUGGGAGUCAGUGACCUGUUCUGCCCAUCUCCUUCAAACGUGCGUGCGACAUGUGCUUGAAGAUUCAGCUCCUGCACAGAAAUUGUUGAGUGCUGCCAGGAAGUUGGUUGGGCACUUUCGCCAUAGCAGUCAAGCAACAGAGGCUUUGCUUGCAAAGCAGGUCCAGAUGGGGAGCACAUCACCUGUAAAACUGACCCAGGAUGUGCCUACGCGUUGGAACUCUGCACAUGACAUGCUGAAACGUCUGGUUGAGCUACGACUGCCCGUCAUGGCUGUACUGACUGCUCCAGGCCAAAAUCGGAACUUGCUCUUGAAGGAUACCCAGUGGACACUAGCCGAGCAGCUGACAGCAGCCCUGGAACCACUGAAAGCAACUACAACAGUAUUCGGCGGCCAGAAGUAUGUCACCUCUUCUCUCGUGCUGCCUGUUGUGGCCAGUCUUAUCGAGAGGUACUCUGAGCCUGUGGAGGACACCUGUGUUCGUGCUGUGGAGAACAUUCGUGCUGCACUUGUGUCAGAGUUGCAGGUUAAAUUCCGUCUGUCAGACGUGACAUCGGCAUCCCCCCUCGUGCUCGCUGCAGCUUUGGAUCCCAGGUUCCGUGGCCUAAAGUUCACGUCCCAUGUCCUGUGUGAGCCGGAUGCUAUCAAGGCUGCACUAGCUGAGGAGAUGAAGAAGCACACCGCUCAACCACCUUCUGUUGUCGCGCAGGAACCGCAAGCCAAGCGCAAGCCCGAGGACACAGGCCUUCAAGCUCUGCUGCAUGGAGCCGUGUACGAUGCCACAGCUGUGGAGAAUGAAUCGCCUGCCCAGGAAGUAGCACGGUACUGCAGUGAGAGGAUGGAGGGCAUUGAGAUCAAACCUCUGGAUUGGUGGAAGUGCAAUUCCACCAGGUUUCCUGGUCUUGCUGUCCUGGCUCAGAGGUAUCUCUCUAUCACAGCUACAUCAGUACCGGCUGAGCGUGUGUUCUCUGCUUGUGGCGUUCUUGUCAACAAACUUCGCUCGUCCCUGGCACCAUCAUCCAUUGACGCUAUGAUCUUCUUGGCGAAAAACCAAAUCACAGUUGCACCAGAGCAAGCCGAGGAGGAGGAAAUGCCAGCGCUGCCUAACCUGGCUGCCGUGGAGUGCCAGCUUGUUGUCAGUGGCUCAGAUUCAGAGCUAUCUGGGACCAGCACUGACUCUGAUUCUGAUGCCUCUGAGUGACACGUAUAAUUAUGAACACUGAAUAGUACACUAUAUGAGUAUACUAGAUUUGCUUGAAGUUGUAGUCACUUACCGCCAGUCUCUCAGAAUUCUCUUUACGUCUUCCAUUCGUCCCUUCGCCCCAUUAUACCGUCACAGCUGCUGCCUGCACCGCGCAUUUCAAACUUGAUCCUCUUGACAUAUAGCAGCCACCAUAUCCGGUCGUUUGAAAAAGUGCUUGAAAAAUGUGAAAAAUCGGCGUGUUGGAUAAUAUUAUAUUGCAGCUCGUUAAAGGUUAUAAUCGUUAGAUCGAUCGUUAAGCAAACGAGUAAUCGGUAUGCAAAAUUUUGCGAUCGUUUCAGCCCUAAUUUUAUUACUUCGACCAUGCGAUCACCACGGCAAGUAACGUUAGUUAGCUAUGCGAUAUGAAAGUACUGAUGAAAAUCAUUAGUCUUCAACACUCUGUACAAGACGUUGGCGACUUUUGUUCUAUGUUUACAGAUAAUUUCUUCCGAAUUGGUCGAGAACUCACAAAUCUGGCGCUUUUGAACAUUGACGAAAUACUCGAAAUAAUCGGAUACUCGAUCGAAUAUUGUGAAUAAGUGAUCGAUUGGUCAAAAUAGAUACUCGUUUCACCCCUAUUUGAAUCUAUUGUGUUGUCCAUCUCUCCUUUUCAUGGUGUGCAGACUCCGCUGCAAUCCAAUUGAUUGGCCAAGCCAAUCACCGAUACUCCAUUGAACUGGUCUCUGUACUGCAUUCGAAAUCAAAACAAAAAAGAAAAUUCAACUAAAAUAUCGGCCCUGGCUCCAGGAUGAUUAGAAACUCUCUAUGGUUACUGAUCUUAUGUCUGUGUGUUGUUUUGGCUGUGAUCUUGCUUCCUUACAAUGGUGUAGGGAGAGUAGCAGCUCGCCCACUGCUGAUGAUGCGUCAAAGACAGAGGAGCCUA
This is a messenger RNA of Sycon ciliatum, 3313 nucleotides long. RefSeq names its product E3 SUMO-protein ligase ZBED1-like. The record is from RefSeq and is a predicted model, not a curated record. Gene Ontology annotation, biological process: regulation of transcription by RNA polymerase II. Gene Ontology annotation, molecular function: protein dimerization activity; DNA binding. NCBI's taxonomy places the organism in Eukaryota, Metazoa, Porifera, Calcarea, Leucosolenida, Sycettidae. The transcript has 2 exons. Gene Ontology annotation, cellular component: nucleus. Bases 379 to 2388 code for a protein of 669 amino acids.